Molecule: messenger RNA, 14460 nt
Organism: Grus americana (Whooping crane)
Lineage: Eukaryota; Metazoa; Chordata; Aves; Gruiformes; Gruidae
Gene: FOXP1
Product: forkhead box P1
Exons: 21
Coding region: 7617-9710 (697 amino acids)
Biological process (GO): regulation of transcription by RNA polymerase II
Cellular component (GO): nucleus
Molecular function (GO): RNA polymerase II cis-regulatory region sequence-specific DNA binding; DNA-binding transcription repressor activity, RNA polymerase II-specific
Source: RefSeq, a predicted model, not a curated record
UUUUGAUAAAGGAGAAAAAGGGGAGCUUGUCCCUGGAAUGUGGCUGAAACUCACUUUGAAGGGAGAGAGCACUCCUGCAAGACGACUAGCGCAGUGGUAGACGGCCGAUGGCUAGAAAAUCCUGCAUGGAGCAAACAAGGAGUUAGAAGGUCUAGGACAAAGGUAUAGGGCUAUGAACCAGGUUCCCGUGGCCCUAACGAUACACGCUGCUGCUGCUGCUGGAAAGAAGUAACCCAGACAGCGCAAGCCGUGCACGCAAACAGUGAAAGACGUUGUGUCGUUGUAUACAGUUAAAUAAAUAAAAAGUCGUGGCAGUCUGCAUCUGGACAGGAGUAGGUGAAGCUGCUACUCAGGAGGCUUGAGGGUGGCAAGCCGACAUAAACCCUGGUAGAGGUUCAGCUUCUCACUGACGUGACCCCCAGGGAGGAGGAGGUAAGGCAACCUGCACCCUUCUCCCGUUGGCCAAGGUGAUGUGCUCGAGUGCUUUUGGAAAGCACUGGCUUUUCACUUACCGAAUUUAGUUACAGCUUCAUGUUCUCCUCCUUGUUCCUUUUUUACCUCCCUCCCCUCCCCACGGCUCUGCAUCGCCAAUAACUCGCUCUUCCCCGGCGUCGGGCGGGCAGGGCAGGGGAGCAGCCCCAUGUGAGCCAGGUGCUGGGGCCGUGCCACGGACUGUUUCUCGGGGAUGCUCCGAGAGCAGCGUGAUUAGCUUCCCUUCCCCGGGGAGGCUCGGCACACAUCGCCUCUGCGAUGCGCUCAACCUCCGCCGACCCAGGGCUUGGGACGAGUCCAGCCGAGAGCAGAGCGGCAGGGCUGCGCCUGUGUCAGGAGGCGAAGCCCAGGACACGCUGCCGAUAAUCCCGUUUCUUCUGGACCCUUUAUUUCCUAAGCACUAAAUGAAAUUUCAGAUUUUAGAUACGUCUAGACAUAUACAGUGCACGAUAAAGUUGAUAAUACAUUAAUCAUUUUUAACAACAGGUAAUAUGCAUAAUUUAUGGUGUUACAGUGCUAUCUUUUUUGAUAUUUAUGAUGGAUAAUGCUCAGUUUUUGCCCUCAUAUUACUGCUUUAAAUUAUACCACAAGAAAAUUAAUGAGAAAGUAGAUUUAUGGGUUUCAUUUGUUUGUCAAUUCGGAAAUUAAUUGGGUGUUAAUUUUAGCCGUCCCUCAUCAGACCAGGUCUUUAGUAUGUGUGCAUUACUUUGCAUUCAUUGAAGCCUACCUCCCAUUUACUGUGGGUCACUAGCUUUGCAUACAUUAAAAUAGCCCUCAGGCUCAUUCUCUUGAUUACUUUUUGAACUGCCAUGCAUUAGAAAAUUUACGCCUUUCUGUUAUAAUUAUGAAAAUUCGCUAUUGGAAGAUGGUGCUUGCAUAACAGCAAGUAUACAGUCUUGCUCAGCGAUGUAAGAUCAUAUAGCAAAUCCCAAUACGUUUUUGUUCUAAUCCUAGAAAAUAGCACUCUCGACAAUCUUUGUUGUGCGAGUUUCAUCCUUUGAAAUUUCAAGGAUCCGUUUUAAUGCAUUGAAUUACCUCUUUAAGCUGAGGAAAUAUCAAAGGAUUUCACCUCGUCGCUGUCUCUUUGUUUCCUCUUUUCACACAUCCCGUACGCGUUCCUCCCUUGCCUUGCUCCAGGUUUGCCUCUCCUCCUCCAAACGCCGCUGUCAGACGUGACUCAGCAUCGCUUUUCAGGACAGCGGAGCCUGACUCGCUCCGUUCCUUACUAUUUCGGUUGACUCUUAAAAGAUCACCCUCAAUUGCUCUUUGCAUCCCCUUCUCCUGUCUCUUGCUCUUGCAGAAUUCAGCAACCACCAGUAGCGUGUAGGCGAGUGGCCUUCAAAAGGGUAAGCAUGAAGUUUUAUCCAACAAGUACCCUAACGUACUGACAGUUGAUCUAUAGUUAGUUAGUACAUAAUUAUACCUAAAAUACACCCUGUCAGCAGGAUAAAUGACGGCUACUGAAAACUCUAAAAGCAUGACGGGUAUUCACCCAUCUGCAAUGACGAGAGCGGAGGGGUUUGUAAGUUGAGAAAGGCUGGUGAGUUCAGCGUGAUCCGAUUGAGUUAAAUCAUGCCGUAUGUUGGGGUGGCUCUUUCUAAUAGUCGUGCUAACCACAAACACAGGCAGAGAGAAGAUAUCUGGUCCACCUGGCUGGUUUGGACUCCCCUCCCCGGCGUUAUUUCUGUACUUAGCGUGGUGGCAGCCCUCGAGCUGCUCAUGUGAAGCUGGCUGAUUCACAGUUAAUUGUGACAUGGUGUAAUUUAGUAAAUGAGCAGCUGAACAUCUGUACGCCUUCCCCCACGGUAGAUCAAAGCCUUACCUUACACAAGGCUUUUAAUUUCCACUAGUGAAUCCUUUUUCUUUUACUGAACUCAUGGAUGGCGGGACGGUGCUGCUGGCCGCCUCGCCGACCUAGGGACUGGAGGAGAUGGGCGUUUCAGCAUCGGCUGGCGACCGUCGAAGCAUGUUCCUGGAAAAAUUCAGAAGCAGUGGUGGGAUGUGGAGCCUGAGGCGCUUUCCCCCGCAGAGCGCUUGCUCCAAAGAUACCGGGACUAGAAGGGACCACCCGUGAGUUGGGCAGUGGUCUCCUGGGAAAGCCAUCGGGGUCCUCGUUACUGAUAACGGGCAGCACCGGGAGUGCCAGGCUGCUUCGGCAUUGCUGUUGUACCUGUGCUGGGGGUAAGAAGCAGCUUUGCUUGUGCUUUGGGUAUUGCCUUGCCGGUCACGCUCUGGAGUGCGUUUUGUUUUCAAGAGGUAAAAUCCUGCCUUUGCAGCGUUGCGUUGUCAUGAAAGGCUUCCAAACGUCAUUUGGGUAUUUUUACAAUUACACAGAGGAGUGCUCUAAAGUUAGUCCUGAGCUUGCUUUGGGGAACUGCUUGCAACAAACAGGUAAAAUGUUUACUGAUAAACCAUGCGUGUGCGGAUAGCGUGCCUGCUGGAGAAUUUGGGACUAGAUCUUGUCGUUUGAUCACUUACUUAAAACUGAUUUUACCAUUACCUCUUCUGUCUAUAAAAGUAGAAAUAUAUUUUAUAAAUCUGUGUUGUGUUUAAUUUACAUGUCCUUUCAUGGCUGGGCCAAGUUCUUUAAGGGCAUUUAUUCUGCUUCAUAUAAAUAAUUGAUCAGCCAAGUUAAUUUACUUCUGCCUGACUUGGUCAACCUUAAUUAACUGCCCUGGCAUACAGACUGAACUUUUUGUUAGCUUAAAAUCUUUCACAAAUGUGACAAAGGAGGGAUGUAUUAUGACAACAUUUUUGCUCUAGCGCUGUUUCCAGGGGAAAUGUUGAGUGAUCUUUAUGUGCAUGUAUAUAGAUUUGUAAACAACUCCAAGUACUAAUAGCUGAAAUAAAAUCAUCAGCUUUGGAAGUAGCUUUGAAACACGCAGGCUACAUUCUGAACGUGUAGUCCAGGCUGAGUCUGGAAGCAUGUUAAAACAAAGAUUUUAAGGUCCAGAAGACCCCAGGGAUAGUUUUUUAAAGGUGAUGAGAUGCUUAAAGAUGUAGAUUGGUGCUUAUGCAGGAGUCUUAAAAAUGUCUCGCCAGAUGCCUCCAUGUAUGGUGAGGCAUCUAAAUACAUCGAGUAUCAGUCCCUCACUCUUUUAGACUUGCAGCGUUACCUUAUUCUGACGGGUGCUUCAGUCAGUAAAUCCUCCCUCAUGCUGACAUUAAACAAUGCUGCUUAGUCUUUAGAAACUAUACUAGUAGAAGAAUUGCAGAAAUUGCACACUUCAGCGCCCACCUCCUGCCUACUAAUCUCCACGCUUAACCUUGCUCAUCUAAAUAGUCCAGUGGAGCUGAGCAACGUGUAUCUGCAGCAUCUGGUCUUUGUGAUGUUAUGGACUUUUUUUUUUUUUUAUUUUAAUGGAUUAGCACAGAACAUUUUCAAAAUUAGGAUUUCUUCAGGUUCUGUCUUUUGAGUUCAAAACACCGACACUGCAGUCCUCAGAUCAUUUUGAUUCAGCCAAACUUCACAUCCAACCUAUGUUUUUUCAAUUUUGACCAUGCCCUUAGGAAAUUAGCUGUCCCCUACCUCUGUCCAAGUCAUCUGGAAGAUGAUUAGCUGUUGUCCUCCUGUUGACGGACCGCCUUGCUUUGAUUCCACUCCACUGAAAUUUUACUCCGUUACCUUGCACAUGACAUAUUCACCAAGGAGAUGAGCCAAACUGUAUGGCUUUGGCUUUGUAUUUGACUGUGCAUCAAAGCUAGAAAAGGUUUUGCGUGGGUUAAGAUGGGAGGCUUGAGAAAUUGAUUACCGUUGUGAGAUUUUUAAGCCAACCCGACAUUAAGUCAUAUAAGAACAGUUCUUUUAUUAUGUGGUGCUUGAUUUCAGGAUAAAAUUUUAGAAGUUGUUCAUACUGCAGCUUAGCUUUGGUCCCUUCAUGUGGGAAAAACAUCUUGUGUCACCUUAACUAAUCUUAAGAGUCGUUCUCUGUCCCUCCUAUCGUGAAUAUCGUGAAUUUUUAUUAAGAAAAAAAAGAAAAGAUACUUAUACUUGGAAGAACCCAUCUAUUUUAAGCUGUAAAAAUACAUUUUCCUUUAUAGAAUUGAUGAGAGAGUCAUUCUGCUUUGUAGAACACAUGAGAUGGAUGUGCUCUAUUGCCAUUAAACAUCUUAAGUCAGAACAUGGUAUCUUGCAUGUCAUGGAAGCUUUUGUGGAGUACUGUAUUUCCUGUAAUAAAUCGUUGUGCAUAACAGCUUCUUCAGCACUAUUUUGGUUACUUGGGGUUGUAUUCAGACCAGAAUCACAGUUUGUGGUACUAGACCUGAAGCUUCAGUUCAGUUCCCACGAAACAUAAUCAUGUUGCAUAAAGUCAACCUUGCUUUGCUUUUUUCUUUCACGAUUUUGAGUGACAGACUUCACUAAUAGGCUUCUGUAAGGCCCGCUACUCUAUGCUGAGAGAGACAAUUAUCUCAGCCAUCCUCGCUGUACUAUCACCUCAGCUCAUUUAGGUGUGCUCAAAAAGACAAAUAAUAAUCAUUCUUGCAGAAAGCUCUUGCAGGUUGAUUUUCAUGACAUGACGCUUGAUGAUCAAACCAAACUGUGAUUAUUUAUGUCAACUCACAUUUGACUACAAUGAAGAAAUAAACAGUUUCAUCUUUUUCUCCCUUGAAAAUCCUGUUGUCUGUUGGAGGUGUUUUAGCAAAGUGGAUUCGUUCUGUAUUGGUCUUCAGCUGAAGUUAUAUUGACGUUGACUGUCCGUGAAUGGGUGUUUUUAAAGAAAAUUUGCUCAAAAUGUUGACUUCUGCUUUUAAAAUAUUUUUUUGAAAGUCCAAACAUCACAAUUUUCUUUUUACUCUUUUGGACGUUCUCUUUGCAAACUCCAUUUGCAGCUCCGUUUCCUUGAUAGCUGCUGCCAAUUCUGCUGGGUCCGAUACGUAGGGUGGGCACGGCCAGCGGAGGGGCCAGCCCUGUGCAGCUCAGGUGGUAACUGGCUGGGGUACUUUGAAAGGUAAAAUGGAGCCUGAAAUUUGUCGUGGAAAAGGUUCUCAAGAACUAUGAUCUUUUUGCGACCAAAACCUAUAAAUAAUCCAUCUUUUUCUCAGUCCUAUAGGUUGGAAAAAUUGUAGCAAUUUCUGCUGUUGUUGCUUUCCAGGAGCGUUUUGCAAUCCUAGAGAGAAUAAAUAAUUUCUUGACCAGUUUGCUUGUGAAUUAUUUUCUGUGUCCUGGAUAUAUUUCGCUCAGAAGGACAAGCCAACAAAUCGUGAUCCGGCAGUGAUAGAUCUGCUUCUCAGUGGUGCACAUUCUUCAUGCCGCUGUCAGAGGCAUCCCAGAGCUUUGGUCGGUGCUUUCUCUGACCCUCCUUAGUAGUUUAUCCAGGUUCCUGCCUCCAGUCAAUUUGUUGCAUCAGGAGUGUGGGACAAUGAAAUGUCUGUCUUUACUGCUAGGGCAUGUUGGUUUUGACAUCUCUUUCCACUGUGGUAUCUGCUGGAGGCACCUUCCACCAGUUCUUCAGUGUGUCCUCCCUCUGUUGCAUGUGGUCUAUGUGGUGGUGAUGUGCCACCAACCAUGUGCAUCAAAACGAUCAAAGACAUAAUUCUCUAGGUAGAACCUGCUAAGCUGAUUUUAUGUGGUGGUCAUCCUUGUCCAGAUCUUCUGCUGAGGUAAAUAAUGUGAUGCUCCAUUUUCUCCAGUUGAGGCUUGAUCCGAAAUUUGGAUGGAAGCAGAAAGCAAUGACAUCAGUUCUUUCUUUUUGAUUAUCUCUGGUUAAGAGAGAUGUGUCCUUUUUAGUAGUGUAGCAUACAAAAGUUGCAUGGUACACCUUUGAGUAACUUGUGAGCUGUCUGGGGAAUCUCACUCCUCUCUCUUCUUCGGAAGCAACUAGUCUCUGCCCGGUGUGUAAUCCAGCCUUGUUAGGUGUAAACACUUACUUAGACCUUAUCAUGCUUGUGGGCUUUCCUUACAGUGCCGAAAAUGAAAACCACACCAUGCUCGGUCUGUAUCAGAGCGGGAUGAUGUUAGAACCCAAAAGCAUUUGCCAGUGGUGUUGGGAAGGCUGUAGGAUAGUUUAGAUCUGUGGAGCUUUUACAAUGGAGUUGACAGAAGCUUUGUAAUGAGCCCCCAAGCCCUUUUGUCCCCUUGCAUAAUUUGAAGAUUUCACAAAACAGAUUGAAAGAAAUUUCCAUAGACCAGCUGAAAUUUAUUUAAAUGUAAUCAGAACAUUUGAAUCUGUCCUAGCACCGUCCAUGUGCUUGGGCGGCCUGUCACUGUGAAUAGAUCCCGUCAUGAUUGGAGUGGGGUCCGGCUAACGAGUGGUUCACCCGCCUUGGCCGUGAAUUGGUGAGGAGUGCUAAUGCUGGAGCGUGGUGGUGACAAAGCCCUCGUUAGUCAGCUGCUUCUCAGUUAGGACAAUUUGAUUAUCAGCUGUAUGGAUCAUCGUUAUGACCGUCUGAAGCUACCGAACGAAUGAGAGGUGUGGCGUUGGUGCGUUGGGCUGUCGGGUGUUGGGCUGCAGCGUACCUCCACGCGCGGUGCCGGGUGGCGUGGGGGGCCUGAUGCUGAAUGUCACCUGGGGCCGGCAGACACCCGGGGAGCCGGCGCUGGAAAGAGGAAUUGCUGGGUGCAGCCGGUACCGUGCCUUCGUGCUCCUCAUCACUCAUGUGUGGGUUCCCAGGGACAGGGUUUUCCCUCGGUACUUUUCCGUUGAAACGCAUUGCUUUCUCUCGCCCUUUCGGAUUGAUAUUUUCCCUUAUUCGUUGGAAGGGAAGGGAUUUUUCUUCUUCCUUUUGAUUCAGGGUAGUUACUGAAGUCAAACAGGUUCUCCCUUAAAUAUAAAGCAUCUUACUUUCAAGGUGACCCACCCUGCACAGAGGCGUUUGGCUCGCACGUGCACGUGGUGGAAAUACCUAUAAAACAACUCAUCAGAAUAUCUCAAAGGUAGCGGUUUGCAGCUGAAAAGCGGCGUAUCUGCGUUGUUUGGGGGGGUCUUGUGCACAAAUGCUGCCGGUUAAUUCACAAAGACGUGUGAAUCCCAGGAGCUAUGGGCUGAGCGAGAAGGCACUCAUCCUCAUCCUGGUUGUGGGGCCUGUGACCCACUGAUGCAAUUGAUGAGCUCAGCGUUGUAAAGCACCCAGGGACAGACAUCCACCGCGAGUCGAGAGCCAUGCGGGCUGGCUGUUUUUGAGUCAUGAUGCAAGAAUCUGGGACUGAGACAAAAAGUAACGGUUCAGCCAUUCAGAAUGGAGCGAGCGGUGGCAACCAUUUACUAGAGUGCAGCCUGCGGGAAGUGAGAUCAAACGGCGAGACACCUUCAGUUGAAAUUGGGGCUGCAGAUUUAGCACAUCUUCAGCAACAGCAGGCUCUCCAGGUGGCACGGCAGCUUCUACUGCAACAGCAGCAGCAGCAGCAACAGCAGCAGCAGCAGCAGCAGCAAGUUAGUGGAUUAAAGUCUCCGAAGAGGAAUGACAAACAGCCAGCCCUUCAGGUUCCAGUGUCGGUGGCUAUGAUGACACCUCAAGUGAUCACUCCCCAGCAAAUGCAGCAGAUCCUCCAGCAACAAGUGCUAACUCCCCAGCAACUCCAAGUCCUGCUCCAACAGCAGCAGGCACUCAUGCUUCAACAGCAGCAGCUUCAAGAGUUUUAUAAGAAACAACAGGAACAGUUGCAGCUUCAACUUUUACAGCAACAACAUGCUGGAAAACAGCCUAAAGAGCCCCAGCAACAGCAGGUGGCUACGCAGCAGUUGGCCUUUCAGCAGCAACUCUUACAGAUGCAGCAGUUGCAACAGCAGCACCUCCUGUCUUUGCAGCGUCAGGGGCUGCUAACGAUCCAGCCUGGCCAGCCUACUCUGCCUUUGCAACCCCUUGCACAAGGCAUGAUUCCAACAGAACUGCAGCAGCUCUGGAAGGAAGUGACAAGCUCGCACACAGCGGAGGAGGCAGCCAGCAACAACCACAGCAGCCUGGACCUGUCCACCACCUGCGUCUCCUCCUCCGCGCCAUCUAAGACCUCCUUAAUCAUCAACCCGCACGCCUCAACUAACGGACAGCUAUCGGUCCACACUCCUAAACGGGAGAGUUUAUCCCACGAGGAGCACUCGCACAGCCAUCCGCUCUAUGGACACGGUGUAUGCAAAUGGCCGGGCUGUGAAGCUGUAUGUGAAGACUUCCAGUCGUUUCUAAAACAUCUCAACAGUGAGCAUGCGCUGGAUGAUAGAAGUACAGCCCAAUGUAGAGUACAAAUGCAGGUUGUACAGCAGUUAGAGCUACAGCUUGCAAAAGAUAAAGAGCGCCUGCAAGCCAUGAUGACACACCUGCAUGUGAAGUCAACUGAACCAAAAGCCACCCCUCAGCCCCUGAAUCUGGUAUCGAGCGUCACGCUUUCCAAGACUGCAUCCGAGGCGUCUCCGCAGAGCUUACCUCAUACUCCCACCACCCCGACUGCGCCCAUCACUCCCGUCACGCAGGGACCGUCGGUCAUCACUACCACGAGCAUGCACAACGUCGGACCCAUCCGGAGGCGGUACUCGGAUAAAUACAACGUCCCCAUUUCUUCAGCAGAUAUUGCCCAGAACCAAGAAUUUUAUAAGAACGCAGAAGUUAGACCACCAUUCACGUAUGCAUCUUUAAUUAGACAGGCCAUCCUCGAAUCUCCAGAAAAACAGCUAACACUAAAUGAAAUCUACAACUGGUUCACGCGAAUGUUUGCUUACUUCAGACGCAACGCGGCGACGUGGAAGAAUGCAGUGCGUCAUAAUCUUAGUCUUCACAAGUGUUUUGUGCGAGUAGAAAACGUUAAAGGGGCAGUAUGGACAGUGGAUGAACUAGAGUUCCAAAAACGAAGGCCACAAAAGAUCAGUGGUAACCCUUCUCUUAUUAAAAACAUACAGACCAGCCACACCUACUGCACACCUCUCAAUGCUGCUUUACAGGGAGAAGAAGCAGCUCUCUCCCCUCUCUGUGUGUGGAAGGCUUCAAUGGCUGAGAACAGUAUACCUCUAUACACUACUGCUUCCAUGGGAAAUCCCACUCUGGGCAAUUUAGCCAACGCGAUGAGGGAAGAGCUUAAUGGUGCAAUGGAGCAUACGAACAGUAACGGGAGUGACAGUAGUCCAGGACGUUCCCCUAUGCAAGCAAUGCACCCUGUGCAUGUCAAAGAAGAACCAUUAGAUCCAGAUGAAAAUGAAGGCCCGCUAUCCUUAGUGACAACAGCCAACCACAGUCCAGAUUUCGAUCACGACAGAGAUUAUGAAGAUGAACCUGUAAAUGAGGACAUAGAAUGAGUAUGUCUGACAUCGUUAUCCUGAGAAUGAAGAUUGGAAGAACACGUCAAACUUAGCUGUGAAAUCUCUCCAUUAUUGUACAGUCUGGAGGAUUCUCAGUCCACUUUGACAACUAUGAAAUAUGUUAACUCUUAGUGCCAUCAAGUAUCCCAUUUGGGAGUAUUUUUGAUUUUUCUACUUUUUGUUGAAAAAAGGAAUUUGUACUCUGUGCAUUGGAUGGACUUGUUUGGUACUUGGGAUUUUCCUCUCUUACAGUCAACAUCAGUGUUGUAAAUUUGCUAAACUGAUUCACUUGCAUUUAGCAGCCAGCUGUGGACUGCAGGUCCUGCCAAUUUUGGACACUUGAGGACAUCAAACUGAGCAUGUACACCUGAACUGCAGAUCAAGUCUUUGCCCAGAUUUUAAGGAUUCCAAUGGACAACAUAUUUGCACAGUACUGCAUGUUGAUUAUCACUGCCUUUACUCCAUUUUUUUCUUGUUUUUUGGUUGGUUUCUUUUUUUUUCUUUUUUUUCUUUUUUUUUUUUUUUUUUUGCUUCCAUUUGGGAUGGGGAAGGCCUGUGUGUGCACGUGUGUGGAUAUGUGUGUGUGCGUGUGAGCGUGUAUAUCGGGGAGGGGUUAAAAGAAAAAAUUAUCCCAAACUUUUUAAUGUAUUGCUUUUAUUCCCCCGCCCCGCUUCUCCUCUACCAUUUUAAGUUCUGACCUCAGGCCUCAUCUGGGCCCAGGGCCUCUCGGAGGCUUCAACGUUUUCUGUACUUUGUGAUGAAUGUUAAUAGGUGUUUUUAUUAUACGAAGCUGAAUGUCAUUGAAUUGUUUGUAGUUUUUUCUGUCAUUCAUUCCAGUUUCCUUCAGAUGCCACCAUGUUUUCUUUAGCUAUGGAAAACAUUCCAUUUCGGUGUCUCCUUUUUUUUUUUGUUGUCGUUUUUCGAAAAGGUCCCAAAUGCUGCACUAUACAUGUGGAAGGGUUGUCCAACGGAGAGAGAGGAACGAAGUACUGCAAGAAUGAGAAUGAAUGACAGAUGAACAUAGAAACACUGUAGGAAGCAACACAGAUUCAUUCCACAAAGCAGUAUUUUUUAAUAUAUAUUUUUUUGUUGUUUGGGGUUUUUUUGAUAAUUUCUUUUUUUUUUGGCAGCAACGGUGAAUAUUAGCAAAUGCCACAAAAUGGAACAGCACAAAGAAACAUAUGCAGCACCAACAGAGUUCACUUUUAUUAGAGGAUGAAUAGUACAGUGGCAGGUUCUCGGUCGUUUAACACGAGUUCUAAUGGGUCAGCAAAUCUUUCUGGAAUAUCGAAGAUUACCGAGAUGGGCACCUAUACAUUUAUUAUUACAAUUUUUUAUUUUUUUUUCUUUUUGCAUUUGCAUUUGCAAAUAGUGGUUGGAAAGAUGACUUCAUUAAAUUGUUAUUGUACGUGGUGAUGUUUCACGGUUAAACAUCAGUUCAGGAUUGCUUGGUGGCAUUAAUCUGUUUGAAUACAAAUUAGAUUUCAGAUUGAACUUGUUACGGGAGUUAAUAAGGACGGAGCCCCACUAAUGCUAAAGUGUUAAUUUUCAGCUGUGCAAAUGCAGUACUGCAGUUAAGAUUGUUAUGCAAUAUUACACCAGCCAGUAUGGAAACCUCGCCGUAGGAGACAGGAGAUCUAGGAGAGAAUUCGCGCCGGGGCUUGUUAGGCAAAACUGGCAAGGCUCUUCAAAGCAAACACGACAUACAAAAUUUGUUGCGAUAGGUCAGUAAACCUCGGUCACCAAACACCUAAGCAUUUUCAUUCUGCAACCACUUUUCCGUCACUCAUUUAUUUAUGUAGGACUGUAGCUUUUUUAUUUUUUCAAAAAGCCUUUCAGAGCUUAAUUUAUAUUCUUCUUUGUACCUUUUUUUUUUUUCCUAAAAUUACCAAAGAUAUUACACAAAGGUAAAUUAUGUUCUCUGUUAUAUGCUUUAUCUUAUGAAGCCAAAUAUCCUCUUAUUGUUGAUCAAAGGAGGUUGAAGAAUUUAGAGGGAAAUGACAAGAUGUGGGCUAUUGCUAACCUGAGAGGGAAACUGCUCCUUUAUUCUAGAAAAUUUAGAAGGCCAAGUAGAUGUCUGAACCAAAGUUGUUACUUUUUAUUUGCAAUUCUUUACAGUGACCAAAACGAAAGUCUGUAAAAGAGGAAUUGAGGAGAGCUUUUGAGGCUAAAACUAGGAAUCAGUGUUACUGGUGGAGCUGUGAGAAGGGAGCUGGAGAAAGCGAAGACUCAGUUAUUUUGUGGAAAAUUAGAGUAUCAGAUAAAGGAGACAGUUUAAUAAAAUACAGAAGAGAACAGAAAAGCUCCCACAAUUUAACUGGACCACAUAAUAGUAUUUCUAGAAUUAAAUGAAAAAAAAAAUUUUUUUUUGGUCUUUGGUUCUACAGAUUGUGUGCCACUUCUGUUUUGGGACUGUGCUAGGAUGACUGCUUUAAUUUGGGUUGAUCUUGGCACGUUUGCUCAGUUUUGUUUAGUUUUUGGUCAGCAUUUUUCAUAAGGAAAUAACACUCCUGUCCACUCAUGAGCUUUGGUACAAGAAAUUUUAUUGGCAGUUACUUUUAUAAAACUCAACUCUGCUUUCUGUUUCAAAAGACAAAAAAAAGAAAAGAAAAAAAAGGGCAGUCUGUGGUCAUUUGAAACAUUUUUUUUUUUGGUUUAAAUUAUAUCCAGGCAGCUUCGUGACGUGCCGGCGGUAGCCAGAUGGGGAUCAUGAGAAUUGAGCCCUGUGCUUCUAAAACUGAGUGGUUUGCUGGUUAGUUCGGUAUUCAGAAGGGGGAUAAAAAUCUGGUAGAUUAGUUCAUUCUCAGCAUGUGUAGCUAGACAUGAGUAAAGAUAACAGCAUGAGAAACUGUUAGUACGCAUACCUCAGUCCAAACUGUUAGGGAAUGAGUAAAUAAAAAAUACAUUUCACUCAGUUGCACUUAGUUGUAUGUCUUGCAUGCUUAGUCUAAAGACUGUAGCAAAAAUAAAAAAAAUAAAAAAAGAGAAAAAGAAAUAAAAAAUUAGAUUUUAACAUAUCUGGCAGGUGUCGCAGCCUUGCAGAAGAACCAACUGAAAAUCUCAGGCUUUACAUCGAGCAAACUUCACUAUGAUUUUUACAAUUCUGAUUCUGUAUCCCUUUGGAUAUACAGUUGCUUCUUUAGGGAGGGGUUUAUUAUGUUGUACAUAUAUAUCCCACUGUGUCUGUGUGAGCCUUUGUCUUUUGGGGGGAGGGUGGGGAGGGAGGAAAAGGUGGAAAGGUCCUUUUUUUAGAUAUCAUUCCUCAAAAGGAAUAAAUGCAGACCUGUUUGUCAAAACACCUUUUGCUUUUUGUGCAACUGCUUUAUAUUAACUAUACUAAAAAAAUAGCUUUGAAAAAAAAAAACCUACUGUAUGUAAUGGAAUUGCAGAAUACGCUGCACAUGUAUUUUAUUUAGUUAUCCUUGCUUUAAGAAUAUUGGAUGACAUUUGCUGACAUGUGGGAGAAAAUCCCUGACUUUUUUUCAGCUUUUAAAAUUGUAACAUAGUUGACAGAUUUUUUUUUUUCUCCUGUUAUCAUUGAUCGAAGCAUUUUUGUACAGUUUUUGUGUUUAAGCUGGUUUUUUUUGAUACUUUCCCACCCCUUCUGUUAUCUUACCACUGCCUUUUCUGGCUGUCUUAAACAAAGUUCAUAUAUUUGAAAGGAAAAAAAAAAAAAAAAGUCGUUUAAAAAAAAAAUGUUUUUCUCCUGCUGCAGUAAAUAUUUUGCAUGAUGAAUUCCAGGGUCACACUUUCAAAGUUUAUCAGUGAAGUAGUGAUUAAUAAUGGGGAGUGUCAAACUAUUGAACUUUUGUAUAAAAAAAAAAAAAAACUUUACAAGGUGCCAAGAUGUAAAGACAAUUUGUUACAUGUUUUUUUUCUCAAAGAAAAGCGUACAUUAUGAAAGUAGUACCAUGUAUCAGGUAAAUCGCUGUCAGGAAUGAGAGUCAAAGCCUUCCUUGUCCACAAAAAAAAAAAAAAAAGUUUGUAAAUGUAAAACCUGUUAGGUUUCUGCAUUCAACUAGAAGUGAAAUGAAAAAUCAAGGCUUAUGUAGAAUAAGUGACCACAAAAAAUAUUACCUUUUUUGAUUCUCACUUGCAAGAGUCCCGCCGCAGGUCCUGCACCUCCCCUCUGCCGGAGCUCCCGCUUCGGGAAGAGACCGGGGCAGGGAUUCUGGUUCUACAAAUAUUGAAGAUCAUUAGAUAUUUUAUAUAUAUACAUACAUAAAUAUAUAUAUAAAGUUUUUAAAAAAUAAUUUUGAACUAUUGUAGUUUUCAGAUCGCCAAUAAUCUCACGUUCAUUAUAGCAUGGGAAAAAAAAAAAAGUGUUGAAACUCUUUUGAAAUCCUUUGGUACCUUUGGUUAAUGAACUCAGAGUGAGUUUUUAGAUGUUUCAGAAGUCAUUUAGUAUUCUAGUCUUGCGAGGUGAAUUUGCAGUUAACGACUGCAUUUUAAUGGGCCCAGAACAGGUAACAAAGUAUCUUCUACCCAUAAGCCUUGAUGAAAAUGGUACAGUCCAGACUGUUAGCAUGGUGCUUCGUGUGUAUGUGCUGCCAGUAACAAGAUUUUUAUUUUUUUUUUUUUGAUAAGGCAUAAAAGAAACUCAUUCCUUACAUCAACUGUAAUUCCAUCAUUCCAUGUCUGUUGAUACAGACAAUAAAAAAUGUUGUGUAGUCAGUACUAAUUACUGACAUUAUAGCAUUCUCAAAUGCAAUAAAAAUGCUGGUUGUUCACACUGGUAAUGCAAGUU